Molecule: messenger RNA, 1935 nt
Organism: Linum trigynum
Lineage: Eukaryota; Viridiplantae; Streptophyta; Magnoliopsida; Malpighiales; Linaceae
Source: the annotation of a GenBank genome assembly
GUUGAAAUGAAGCUAGGUGAGAAACUCAAGACCACUGUGAUCAUAGUCUUGUUCUUGCCUGCAUCUCUGUAGUAAUUGAGAGUGUCUAAUUGGUAGGAUUAAAAAGUGAAUGCCCUGGGAAGGUAAUAACUUCUAUGAUGCCAAAUGUGGAAGUGGAAACUUUUGGAUAGGAGGUUAGUAGUCAUUGCAGUGAUGGUAUUGUAUAGUAGAAGUCAAUGAGCUAUUCGAAAUUUUCGUGAGCAUUUGAACAAAUCAAAAGUUUCAUAAAACCGCUCCAAUAUGUUGAGUUUGAACUCUGAAGGUGAAAACAAAAAAGCAGAGCGACCAUGUUUUGUAACAGAAGGAACAUCAAUGUGUAAUCUGUUGUUGUAUGGUGUCGACACUCAUGUUGUGGUAGGUCAUCCUUGUUUCCCACUCGUUACCCGUUUAGGUUUUUAUAUUCCACUCUGUAUUAUCCCCUAACUUUUAUAUUCUCUAUUUGGGUUUUCAUAUUACAGCACAGCAACGGUCAUAUCCUGCUCAAUUGAGUCAUGGCAAUUUGCGUACAGUUGGAUGACAGAAGCGUAGCUAAGCCAUGUGAGAGCCCUUCAUAAGGCUGGACCAUUUCUCUUCGAUUUUCUUGAUUAUUCUGUUUUUCUUUCAAGCUUAAGAAAUUUCUUGAACCCUCUUGAAAACUGGAAAAGAACCCAUUAUCAAUUUAUCAUCCUUUCCUAGUUUCCUUCACUAGUCAAGUGGUAGUCGAAAAAGCAUUGUACUUUCUCAGUUUUCCUCGUGCUUUUACCCAUAAAGCAACCAGGUCCAAAAUAGACAAACAUCCCUCUCUCAGAAAGCCCCCAACCCUCAGCUACCAAGCGACAGCCAGCCAUGUCCUGCUCAACUUCAGCUCUUCCAACCUUGUUGUCCUUUUUCAUCCUCGUCUCCGCCAUCGCCGUCGUCACCGCCACCGACCACAUCGUCGGCGCCAACAAAGGAUGGAACCCAGGCGUCAACUACACUGUCUGGGCUAACAACCAUACCUUCUAUGUUGGAGAUCUCAUAUCGUUUAGGUACCAGAAGAACCAGUACAAUGUGUUCGAAGUGAACCAGACGGGUUACGACAACUGCACUACGGAAGGCGCUGUGGGGAAUUGGAGCAGUGGGAAGGAUUUCAUUCCUCUGGAUAAGGCCAAGAGGUUUUACUUCAUCUGCGGCAACGGCCAGUGCUUCAAUGGGAUGAAAGUCUCUGUGGUUGUUCACCCUCUGCCGCCUCCACCCUCCGGCAGCCUUGGCCUGAACCAGACGCAUUCUGCUGCUGCUCCUCCUCCCGCGGCUCUGGGUUUUGUGGGUUUGACUCUCAGACAGGCCUUGGUUAUGGGAUUUGCUUCCCUCUGGUUUGGAUCUGGUUGGAUCUAGCUGUUGAGCCUGAGUCGGACACUCUGUAGUUCCUUCCAAAGUGGCAUGGACUAUUUUUAUUAUAUUGUUAUCUCUUCCAGUUACCUCUUCGGUUUGGGUACCUUGCGAUUCAAUCCAAGCGAAAGAGCAAAAUGUAGGAUUGAAUUGAUUGGUAUUUGUGUUCUCUGUGAGACCUCGACUCGCAAUUAAACAAAGAACUUGAGAUUGAUUUGCCAUAUCUUCCUUUACGAGCUUUACUAGUGCAUUUAUAUAUAUAAGACAUCAUUCAACCCCAAUUCAUUCUUGUCUUUUUCAGUUUCACUGAUUCCUCGCGCACAUCAUAUAUCAGAGUGAUUUGGAAGAAGGAUUCUCAAAAUAGAUAAACCGGUCGGCUGCCAAGCACUUAUAGUAGACUAUAAGGAUUUCAAGAACUCAUUUUUGUAGACAUGUGAAUUGUAAAAUUUAUAUAAUGUAUGAGUACCAUGUUUGGUUUGCAACAAUUGUGAAAUCGAGCCCAUAAUUAAAUGAGUUGUUGAAUUCUUUGAACAAACUUAUAACAUUCAA